Molecule: messenger RNA, 1762 nt
Organism: Choloepus didactylus (southern two-toed sloth)
Lineage: Eukaryota; Metazoa; Chordata; Mammalia; Pilosa; Megalonychidae
Product: acidic mammalian chitinase-like
Exons: 11
Coding region: 82-1539 (485 amino acids)
Biological process (GO): chitin catabolic process; carbohydrate metabolic process
Cellular component (GO): extracellular region
Molecular function (GO): chitinase activity; chitin binding
Source: RefSeq, a predicted model, not a curated record
CGCCCACACUGAUGAAAGGUGUUUCUUCCUUAUAUAGGGCUGGGUCGAGAGUCUGAAUUUGGUGGCUGGUGUGGAGGCACGAUGGGGAGGAUGCUGCUCUGGGCCUCCUUGGCUGUUCUGCUGCAGGUGCAACUAGGCUCAGCCUAUAAGCUAGUGUGCUACUUUACCAACUGGUCUCAGUACCGACCAGAACCAGCCAAGUUCUUCCCCAAGGAUGUGGACCCAUGUCUGUGCACACACCUGAUAUAUGCCUUUGCCACCAUGAACGACAACAAGAUUGCUCCCUACGAAUGGAAUGAUAUUGAUGUCCUGUAUCCUCAGUUCCGAGCCCUGAAAGCACGCAAUGGAGAUCUAGUCAAUCUGUUGGCCAUUGGUGGCUGGAAUUUUGGCACUCAGAAAUUCACCACCAUGGUUGCCACAGCUGCCAACCGCAAGACCUUUAUCUGUUCUGUCAUUGAAUUCCUUCGUCAACAUGGAUUUGAUGGCAUUGACUUGGACAUCGAAUACCCAGGCUCCCGGGGAAGCCCACCUGAGGAUAAGCAGCGAUUUACCAUCCUGAUUAAGGAAAUGUUACAGGCUUUUGAAGAAGAGGCUAAAGAAACAGGAAACUCCCGGCUGCUUAUAACAGCAGCUGUAUCUGCUGGCAAAGGGACCAUUGAUGCAGGAUAUGAAAUUGCAGAGAUUGGAAAGCUCCUGGACUUCAUCAGUGUGAUGACCUAUGACUUCCAUGGUGGCUGGGACACAUGUACAGGGCACAACAGUCCCUUGCACGUAGGAUCCAAGGAUCAAGGCGACUUCCGUUAUUUCAACUGUGAAUAUGCCAUGAAGUACUGGAGAGACAAUGGGGUCCCUACAGAGAAGCUCAUCAUGGGAUUCCCCACCUAUGGAAGGACCUUCCGGCUCAGCAGCUCUGACACCUCAGUCUGUGCCCCAGUCUCUGGAGCAGGGUCAUCUGGUCCUUACACGCGUGAGGCUGGCUUCUGGGCUUACUACGAGAUCUGCACAUUCUUAAAUGGAGCCACAAGUGCCUGGAUUGAAGACCAAAAAGUCCCAUAUGCUUACAAAAGCAGUGAAUGGAUUGGCUAUGACAACAUUGAAAGCUAUGGAUAUAAGGUCGACUUUCUCAAGGAGAACAACUUUGGUGGGGCUAUGGUUUGGGCCAUUGACCUGGAUGACUUCUCAGGUUCCUUCUGCAACGAGGGCAAACACCCACUCAUAAGCAAACUAAAGUCACUCCUUGGCCUGUCCUCAGAAUGUAUCCCACCAGCCACCACUACCUGGUAUAACCAACCUGUGAUACCAAGAAGUGGCUUCUGUGCUACCAAUGGUGGAGGUGGUGGCAGCGGUGGAGAAGGCGGUGGUGAUGGGGGCAGCAAUGGAGAAGAUGGAGGUUUCUGUACUGGUAAAGCAGAUGGCAUCUAUGGUGAUCCUGAAGACAAGACUGAAUUCUACCAGUGUGCGGGAGGCAGGUCCUUCCACCUUCAGUGUGCCCAGGGUCUGGUCUUUGACCAGAACUGCAAGUGUUGCAAUUGGCCUUAAAUGAAAAGUGUGGUAACAUCUUUGCCCCAGAUUCUCUUGUCCUACAUGUCAAACUACUUUCCCCAAUAGUGCAUGUAAUCUAUAUAUCAUAUCAAUUUGUCACAUGGGUAAUCCUAAUCUACUAAAAUAGCAUUAUCAUAAGGUUUUGCUCUGGUAAAACCUAAAAACACUUUAACCCCUUGAACCAAAUCCACAUGUAAAAUAAAUAUGGCACAGUAUUUUA